Molecule: messenger RNA, 3775 nt
Organism: Alexandromys fortis (reed vole)
Lineage: Eukaryota; Metazoa; Chordata; Mammalia; Rodentia; Cricetidae
Gene: Cct6b
Product: chaperonin containing TCP1 subunit 6B
Exons: 14
Coding region: 103-1602 (499 amino acids)
Biological process (GO): protein folding
Cellular component (GO): chaperonin-containing T-complex
Molecular function (GO): ATP binding; ATP hydrolysis activity; ATP-dependent protein folding chaperone
Source: RefSeq, a predicted model, not a curated record
AUAGCGUCACUUCCUGUUAUGGGGCCGAUUGGCCGAAGCUCAGGAGAGUGGGCGUGGCGCCGGGGUUCCGAGUCGGCCGGUUGGGGGCUGGACCGUUGAACCAUGGCUGCGAUCAAACUCGCCAACCCCGGGGCUGAGGUGACGCGCAGCCAGGCGGCUUUGGCUGUGAAUGUCUGCGCCGCCCGAGGGCUGCAGGAUGUGCUGCGGCCGAGCUUGGGUCCUAAGGGCGCGCUAAAAAUGCUUGUGUCUGGGGCAGGUGAUAUCAAACUCACAAAAGACGGCAAUGUACUGCUUCAUGAGAUGCAAAUUCAGCACCCAACAGCUUCCAUCAUAGCGGAAGUAGCGGCAGCCCAGGACCAAGUCACAGGCGAUGGCACCACCUCCAAUGUCCUGAUCAUUGGGGAACUGCUCAAGCAAGCCGAUCUUUACAUUUCUGAGGGCCUGCACCCUAGAAUCAUAGCUGGAGGAUUUGAUGCUGCAAAGACGAAAGCACUUGAAGUUCUGGAUGAAAUUAAAGUAGAAAAGGAGAUGAAGAGGGAAAUCCUCUUAGAUGUGGCUAGAACAUCCCUGCGAACGAAAGUUCAUGCUGAACUGGCUGACGUGUUAACAGAGCCACUCAGGUUGAUUCGAGGAUUGGUUUUGGACCAUGGUGCCCGUCAUCCAAGCAUGAAGAAGCAAGUGCAAGAUGCGUUUAUCCUCAUUUGCAAUGUUUCACUGGAGUAUGAGAAAACAGAAGUGAGCUCUGGUUUCUUUUAUAAGACUGUAGAAGAGAAAGAGAAAUUGGUAAGAGCCGAAAGAAAAUUCAUUGAAGAUAGAGUGCAGAAAAUAAUAGACCUGAAGCAGAAAGUCUGUGCCGAGUCCAAUAAAGGAUUUGUUGUCAUCAAUCAGAAGGGCAUUGAUCCGUUUUCCUUAGAAAUGCUUGCAAAAUAUGAAAUCGUAGCUCUUCGCAGGGCAAAAAGAAGAAAUCUUGAAAGGCUUACCCUCGCCUGUGGAGGAAUAGCUGUAAACUCCUUUGAAGACCUUAAUGAAGAUUGCUUGGGGCAUGCUGGCCUUGUAUUUGAGUAUUCAUUAGGUGAGGAAAAGUUCACUUUUAUUGAGGACUGCGUGAAUCCUCUCUCUGUCACCUUGUUGAUCAAAGGACCAAACAAACAUACUCUUAUACAGAUCAAGGAUGCUUUAAGAGACGGACUUCGUGCGGUCAAAAAUGCCAUUGAAGAUGGCUGUGUGGUCCCAGGGGCUGGAGCAGCUGAAGUCGCCAUAGCAGAGGCUCUCGUGAACUAUAAGCACCGUGUGCAGGGACGAUCUCGCCUUGGAGUCCAAGCCUUCGCUGACGCCUUACUUAUUGUCCCGAAGGUUCUUGCUCAGAAUUCUGGUUAUGACCUGCAGGAAACAUUGAUAAAAAUUCAGACUGAACAUGCAGAAUCAAAAGAGCUCGUGGGCAUAGACCUGAAUACAGGGGAGCCAAUGGUAGCAGCAGAAGCAGGCGUUUGGGAUAAUUAUUGUGUGAAAAAACAUCUUCUUCACUCAUGCACAGUGAUUGCCACUAACAUUCUCCUGGUUGAUGAAAUUAUGCGAGCUGGGAUGUCGUCUCUCAGAGAGUGAUUGAAUUCAAAAUCAAUUCAUCUGGAAGACAAGAUAGCAUGCAUGUCAUAUUCAACACCGUCUUCUGGCCUUAACUGUUACAAAAUAAAUGUGCUGUGUAUCUUUUGGUCUCAACUGUUUCAAAAACACUUAAUCAAAGUAUAAAGAACACACAAAUUUUCCCAGUAAAGGAAUAAUAAUGGCAAUAUUUUCUGAGUCUUAACUCCCCUCCCUAUAAUAGAUGUUAUUUCAGUUUUCAUAAAAUAAAAUGUGUCAUGAUGCCUGUACCUUCUGGGCACAGGUUUUAGAGUAUCCAAGUCAAUUUCCAGUUACCAUAGAUCAUAAGUAUAGUAAGAUAAAUGCUCUCUUUCCUUUCCAAAGUCCUUCAGUAAUUUCCUGCCGCCACUCUCCCAUGCAUGUGGCAUCACUUGCCAUGUAGGUUUCUCAUGCACAGUCCCUAGCCCAGACAGUUUGCUUAGUCUUUAAAAUUGUGGCAGGGUAUGGUUAUGUAUCUUGGGCUGGAAUUUAUAAUCCUCCUACCUCAGUCUCUGGGUACUAGUGUUAUAUAACCCCAGUUUUUCAGCAACCGGUACUCUCCUUGGUUCUGAUAGCUCUGACUAGACAGCAGGGCCGUCUCUCUGGAAAGGCAGGGCCCAUUAGCAUGGACUCUAUGAGGACAUUCAACUGUAGCUGGUCUGUAGAUAUGCAAUCCUAUAUCCAUUUGUUCAAGCUCUGCAGUUCAUCUGUCAUACUUACCAUUGAUAGGUAAGUGUCUUUGUCCAUGUUCUUUGCAUGGAUCCAAGUUGAUAAGAUAGCAAAUGUCUCAGGUGCAUUCUUGGAACUAGUUUAUAGUGUUAGGAGAAGGUUCCCUUGACUGUUUCAUGCCUUGUCUGAACAGUCUACAAUUUUAUCGCCUGUUUUAUUUCACUUAAUAUGUUUGUAAACUUUCUUGCAUGACAGUUCAUUUCAAGACACACUUCUCUUUAGUUUACUAUUUAUAUUUUAAGUUUCCAUUGUCAACUUACCAUGUGCAUCAAGACUUUUUUUUUUUUUUGGAGAUUUUUAGGAAAGCGUCUCACAUUGUAGCCCAGGUUGGACCUGAACUCUCAGCAUUCCUCCUGCUCAUCCUCCCAAGUGUUGGGAUUACAAGGCAUGGGUCAACAUGCUUUGAAUUUUCUUAGAGACAUCAAGGGACUGUGAAGACAGCACACUCAGGAAAGCACUUUCCUCACACGCGUGCAGGUCUGAGUUUGGUCCCCAUGGGAAGUGCCUGCUGCGGCCUGUACUUGCAAUCCCAGCCCCAGUGAGACAGAAACUGAGGAGGAGAAUCCUGGGGCUUGCUGCUUCCAGGCCAACGAGAGAGCCUGUCUCAAAGGGAGGUGAGCAGUAUUCCUAAAGGUGACAGUUGAGGUUGUCCUAUGGCUUCCACAUGUAUGUGUAAACACAUGUGCCCUUGUGCUUAAGAGGAUGCUGAAGUACCACCUGUCCCUCUCUCUGCCAUGUGCUCUCCUACCCAGCCUCCAUAGAUGUAGUCUUUGACACCGUCUUUUUAAGCUUCUAGUAUACAUGCACACACCUGUGGUAAUAUAAAACAUUCUCUCUAAGGCUGUACUCUAUAAAUAGGUUAUUCUGCAGAUAUAUAUUUUACUGCUUUUAUUUCCCACUGAAUGGUUUUGAGAUUUAUCCAUUUAUUUUAGCAAUUUUGGAGCGCCCUAGUACAUUUAAUAUUCAUCUUAUUAGUGGACUCUUUGGUUAUUUCUAAUUCUACAUAAUUUUAAUCACCACAUGGUGAAGUUCUUUGUAUGUCUUCUGGGAAACAAAGUGUCAGAGUUUAGCUUUACUAAGUAGCUUCAUAAGUUUCUUAAUCUCUCUGCAAUAGAUAGUAUAUAAAUUCCCUGUCUCUACAAUCUCAAAGUCCUGAUCUUAACUUUUUCCAGUAUGAAGGGUAGUGGUUGCAUCUCACAUCUGGAAAUUGCCUUGGUUCCUGAACUGAACAUGUUUUUCUUAAACUCUUGGCCAUUUUUUUUAAAUCAUCAUACAUGGUGUGGUAUGGGAAGAUGUGUGUGUAUAAUGCGAUAUUCUGACUCAAGAAAUUCCUCUCUAUUUAAAUAAUAAAGAUGUUACCUAUAUUUUACAAUUAGUUUUUUUUCUCACAUUUGCUUUUGUAUAUGACAUGGUGUGGCUCUAAAUAUUU